Molecule: messenger RNA, 1022 nt
Organism: Hyalella azteca
Lineage: Eukaryota; Metazoa; Arthropoda; Malacostraca; Amphipoda; Hyalellidae
Exons: 6
Coding region: 66-1022 (318 amino acids)
Source: RefSeq, a predicted model, not a curated record
AAGUGCUUCUCAUUAAACACAACACGAAUAUUUCACGUAAAUCUUCCCUUGACCUAACGAGCAACAUGCGACGCCCAGCAACGCUCCUCUGCUCUGUCAUCUUCUGCCUACAAAUCUUACAAGGCAGCGCGGGCAGUUUGCUGAAGUCUCUGGAGGUGCCGCAGUUUACGUUCGUGUCAGGGACGGUAACCCUGCGCUGCGUCUACGACAUGGGCAGCAGUAAACUUUACUCCCUCAAAUGGUAUCACAACAACACCGAGUUCUACAGAUACGUGCCUACAGAGAGGAAUGGGCCCGUCAAUAUAGGACCAACCAAUAUAUUCACGCUACACGAGGUGUCGCGGGACGCUCGUCAUGUGACGCUGUCACUGAGUCGUCUGACAUCAGCGGCGACAGGCGCCUACAGGUGCGAGGUGCUGGCCGAACAUCCCUCCUUCAGGACGGAGUCCAUGCAGUCCUACAUGACCGUCCUCAGCCACAGCCUCAGCCCGCCACUCAUCAAAAGGGUGCGCGAAAUCUACGAGCCUUCUGAUCAGAUCACCGUCGGCUGCCAGCCGCAGAAAAUGGAGAAAACCGAGCCAAUGCCAAAAAUAGUUUGGUUAAUAGACGGAAAACAGGCGAGAGGCAGCGUCGUAGUCGAGUGCCGCCUGUCGCUGGGCGAGUUCGAGGAGCGGGCGUCCAAGACCAUCCGCGUGCGCAUGGAGCACAAGUCCUUAGCGAGCGCGCCUAGCACAGAUUUAAUAAAUAAUGCUCAAUUUUCCGAGCUCAGGGACUGCUGUGGCGGUCCUGGGAACUUCGGAACUGUUGGCAGCCCUGCUGCUGUCAGCCGCCCUCUGAGGCAGCGUAUCCCUCAGGAGAGGCAGUGCAUCCCUCAGGAGAGGCAGUGCAUCCCUAAGGAGAGGCAGCACAUCCCUCAGGAGAGGCAGCACAUCCCUCAGGAGAGGCAGCACAUCCCUCAGGAGAGACAGCACAUCCCUCAGGAGAGGCUGAUGUUUGCUCUGCCUCCCGCAAUCCAGCCCUAG